This is a messenger RNA of Myripristis murdjan (pinecone soldierfish), 1044 nucleotides long. It is a transcript of the gene parapinopsina, whose product is annotated as parapinopsin a. Gene Ontology annotation, cellular component: membrane. Gene Ontology annotation, molecular function: G protein-coupled receptor activity. Lineage: Eukaryota; Metazoa; Chordata; Actinopteri; Holocentriformes; Holocentridae. The record is from RefSeq and is a predicted model, not a curated record. The transcript is spliced from 5 exons. Bases 1 to 1044 code for a protein of 347 amino acids. Gene Ontology annotation, biological process: visual perception; G protein-coupled receptor signaling pathway.
AUGGACCACCUCAGCCUCAAUGGAAACUCAUCUGCGUCUCACCACUCAGUCAACACACCCCUUAUGUCUCAGACCGGCUUCACAAUUUUGGCUGUUAUCAUGGGUGUGUUCUCUGUGGCUGGGAUCAUCCUCAAUGUCCUGGUGGUGGUGGUGACAGUGAAACACAGACAGCUGAGGCAGCCACUCAGCUAUGCCUUGGUUAACCUAGCCAUAUGUGACCUGGGCUGUGCUGUGUUUGGAGGUCUGCCCACCACUGUAACCAGCGCUAUGGGAUACUUCAGCCUGGGGCGCCUGGGCUGUGUCCUUGAGGGCUUUGCUGUCGCUCUCUUCAGUAUCACAAGUCUGUGUUCAGUGGCUGUAAUUGCUGUUGAACGCUAUAUAGUAGUGUGUUGUCCCAUGGGUGCCGUCCUGUUCCAGACAAGGCAUGCAGUGUGUGGCGUGGUGCUGUCCUGGGUGUGGUCGUUUGUGUGGAACACUCCGCCGCUGUUUGGCUGGGGUAGUUUUGAGCUGGAGGGUGUCCAGACCUCCUGUGCCCCUAAUUGGUACAGCCGCGAUAUGGGGAACAUGUCCUAUAUCAUCAUUUACUUUCUCUCCUGCUUUGCCGUGCCCUUCUCCAUCAUCAUGGUCUCGUACUCUCGUCUUCUGUGGACCCUGCGACAGGUGACCAAACUGCAGGUGUCUGAGGCCAGCAGCACAAAUCGCAUGGAGGUGCAGGUGGCACGCAUGGUAGUGGUGAUGGUGUUGGCCUUCCUGGUGACCUGGUUGCCCUAUGCAGCCAUGGCCCUCGCUGUCAUCCUAGACUCCGAACUCUAUGUUGACCCCAUCAUCGCUACCAUACCAGUUUUCUUGGCUAAGAGCAGCACAGUCUACAACCCCAUCAUAUAUAUAUUCAUGAACAGACAGUUCCGGGAUUAUGCUGUUCCCACUGUCCUGUGUGGCUGGAACCCAUGGAUUUCAGAGCAACAAGUCUCUGAGGCCGAGACCACCGUCUACUCUCUGAACAAGAGCCAGAAAGCCUCCACGAAAGAAGUUAUGAAAGAAUAA